Molecule: messenger RNA, 1624 nt
Organism: Talaromyces stipitatus ATCC 10500
Lineage: Eukaryota; Fungi; Ascomycota; Eurotiomycetes; Eurotiales; Trichocomaceae
Product: dimethylaniline monooxygenase, putative
Exons: 4
Coding region: 88-1587 (499 amino acids)
Molecular function (GO): NADP binding; flavin adenine dinucleotide binding; N,N-dimethylaniline monooxygenase activity
Source: RefSeq, a predicted model, not a curated record
AGACAGCGUAGGUGAUCGAGUUGCUUCUAAACUUAUUAUUGUUGAUUUUCACAUGCAAUAGUCUCAGGCUAGAAUCAAGAUAUCGCAAUGGCAGAACAGAAAAUACGUCGAGUGGCAGUUAUCGGUGCCGGUCCCGGAGGAGCAAUUGCGACUGAUGCACUUGUCAAAGAGCAAGCGUUUGAUACGAUUCGAGUCUUUGAGCGUCAGAAUAUAGCUGGAGGGACAUGGGUAUUGACACCCACAGACAAUGGCCAGGAACCCAGAAUCCCAUCUCUGCAAGAUCUCAUCAACGAACGCGCUGAUCUCGGCGUCCCAAUCCCCAAAGAUGUAAAUAAAGGUAUCCCAGUCGAAACGCCAGCAACAGAGGAAAUCAAUUCACCACAUCUCCGUUUCACGGAGACCGGAGUUCAUGAACACUUACACAGCAAUCUAACACCGGAGAUCAUGAGUUUCUCUAAGGAACCCAUUCCGGAGAUUCUUUCGGAGAGGACACGGGCUCAACACGGCCCUGAUUCACCAUUCAGACCGCGUGAGGUGGUUAGGGCAUGGGUUGAAGAUGUCUUCAAGCGAUACGGGAAUGACAAGUUAAUCGAAUUCGGGACUACGGUUGAAUUGGCGGAAUAUAUUGAUACCGACAACAAGCAAGGGAAGGAAUGGGUUCUAACGCUCCGUAAAACGGUCCCUGCUGAAGGCGGGAUUAAGAACGUAUGGUGGCAGGAACGAUUUGAUGCCGUCGUAGUUGCGUCGGGACAUUAUUAUCUUCCUUUUGUACCUGAUAUCCCGGGUAUCAUUGAGUACGAUAGGAAAUAUCCUGGGAAGAUCAGGCAUAGCAAACACUACCGUGGUACAAAGGACUAUGUCGGAAGGCGUGUCAUCGUGGUCGGAGGCUCAAUCUCCGCUUUCGAUGCCCUGCACGACAUUCGCGAAGUAGCAAAACUACCCGUCAUAUCAUCCGCCCGAGAUCACUCGCCUCUCUUCGGCGACAUCCCCUUUUUGCAUCCGCAUAUCGAGAAUAGACCCGGCAUAACGUCCUUUGACACUACAACGGACAAGAUCACGUUCACAGAUGGCUCUUCCGUUAUCGGAGACGAAAUUGAUAUCAUCCUCUUUGCGACUGGAUAUGAUUUCAGCCUUCCGUUCUUGCCUGAUUUGAAAUCGGUGCACAGGAGGAUUCCGGGGUUGUAUCAGCAUAUUUUCAAGAUUGAAAAUCCUACUUUGGCGUUUGUUGGCAUGAUUGCAGGAGUCUUCGGAAUCCGCUUCUUCGAAUGGCAAGCUGUCUUCAUAGCUCGCGUUCUAGCAGGACGAGCAAAACUCCCAGAUCGUAAGGAAAUGUACGAAUGGGAACAGACUCGUUUAGCUGAACGCGGUGACGGACCACCGUAUUGGACGCUAUAUCCUGAUUAUACGGCAUACUUUGAGGAGUUGAGGAAGCUGGCAGGUGAGCCUGCUCCUGGGACGACGGGACGUGUGCUUCCGAAAUAUGAGUCGGCGUGGGAUGAUACGUUUGUGAGGUUGAUUAAAAGGAGGCAAGAGUGGUGGAAGAGAGCUGCUGAGCAAGCUAGUAGGAAUACGAGGAGUUCGUUGUGAUGUUCGACUAUACUUUGGUUGUAGAGUCGAAUGGUAA